Eptesicus fuscus (big brown bat) is the source of this 1759-nucleotide messenger RNA. RefSeq names its product eukaryotic translation initiation factor 2 subunit gamma (gene EIF2S3). The transcript has 12 exons. Gene Ontology annotation, cellular component: cytosol; eukaryotic translation initiation factor 2 complex. Gene Ontology annotation, molecular function: tRNA binding; translation initiation factor activity; GTPase activity. The record is from RefSeq and is a predicted model, not a curated record. Gene Ontology annotation, biological process: formation of translation preinitiation complex; positive regulation of translational fidelity. Bases 31 to 1449 code for a protein of 472 amino acids. NCBI's taxonomy places the organism in Eukaryota, Metazoa, Chordata, Mammalia, Chiroptera, Vespertilionidae.
CCGCGGCGACUUCCUUCCUCUCCCGACAAGAUGGCGGGGGGUGAGGCUGGCGUGACUCUCGGCCAGCCGCAUCUUUCUCGUCAAGAUCUCGCCACUUUGGAUGUUACCAAACUGACGCCACUUUCACACGAAGUAAUCAGCAGACAAGCCACAAUUAAUAUAGGUACAAUUGGCCACGUAGCUCAUGGGAAAUCCACAGUUGUAAAAGCUAUUUCUGGAGUUCACACUGUCAGGUUCAAAAAUGAGCUAGAAAGAAAUAUUACAAUCAAGCUUGGAUAUGCUAAUGCUAAGAUUUAUAAACUUGAUGACCCAAGUUGUCCUCGGCCAGAAUGUUACAGAUCCUGUGGAAGCAGCACACCUGAUGAGUUUCCUACAGACAUUCCAGGGACCAAAGGAAACUUCAAAUUAGUCAGACAUGUUUCCUUUGUUGACUGUCCUGGCCACGAUAUUUUGAUGGCUACUAUGCUGAAUGGUGCCGCAGUGAUGGAUGCAGCUCUUCUGUUGAUAGCUGGUAAUGAGUCUUGCCCUCAGCCUCAGACUUCUGAACACCUGGCUGCUAUAGAAAUCAUGAAACUGAAGCAUAUUUUGAUUUUACAAAAUAAAAUUGAUUUGGUGAAAGAAAGCCAGGCUAAAGAACAAUAUGAACAGAUCCUUGCAUUUGUACAAGGUACAGUAGCAGAAGGUGCUCCUAUUAUUCCAAUUUCUGCUCAGCUGAAAUACAAUAUUGAAGUUGUCUGUGAGUACAUAGUAAAGAAAAUCCCAGUACCGCCGAGAGAUUUUACUUCAGAACCCCGACUUAUUGUUAUUAGGUCCUUUGAUGUCAACAAACCUGGCUGUGAAGUUGAUGACCUUAAAGGGGGUGUAGCUGGUGGUAGUAUUCUCAAAGGGGUGUUAAAGGUGGGACAGGAGAUAGAAGUCAGACCUGGUAUUGUUUCCAAAGAUAGUGAAGGAAAACUCAUGUGUAAACCAAUCUUUUCCAAAAUUGUAUCACUGUUUGCGGAACAUAAUGAUCUUCAGUACGCUGCUCCAGGGGGUCUCAUUGGAGUUGGAACCAAAAUUGACCCCACUUUGUGCCGGGCUGACAGAAUGGUGGGGCAAGUACUUGGUGCAGUUGGAGCUUUACCUGAGAUCUUCACAGAAUUGGAAAUCUCCUAUUUCCUGCUUAGACGCCUUCUAGGUGUACGCACUGAAGGAGACAAAAAAGCUGCAAAAGUGCAAAAGUUGUCUAAGAAUGAAGUGCUCAUGGUGAACAUAGGAUCCCUGUCGACUGGAGGAAGAGUUAGUGCAGUCAAGGCCGAUUUGGGCAAAAUUGUUUUGACUAAUCCUGUGUGCACAGAAGUAGGAGAAAAAAUUGCCCUUAGUCGAAGAGUUGAGAAACACUGGCGUUUAAUUGGUUGGGGUCAAAUAAGAAGAGGAGUGACAAUCAAGCCAACAGUAGAUGAUGACUGAAGAAUUUGGAUCAAAUCAGAUUUUCUAUUACCAAAUUAGCGAUAUAUUUUCAAAGUAGUGCUGGGGAGUGAAUUUCACCUUAGUAGCAAUUAUUCUCAUUUUUUGGUGAUGCAAAUAUAACCUCUCUAGUACUGAAAUUAGGGUCUACAAUAAAUGUAAAAAUUAUUGGAUUGAUUCUCUUAGAAACUACUCAUUCCCAAAUAAUGUCUAAAUUACAUAUCACUGCUGGUUUGAAAUGAAACUGCUACAAUUAGCUUUUGCCGUAGCACAUGUACCACCGAACCUAUUUGAAAUAAAUUUUUUCUUCUUA